AUGCUUGCACACGGAGCAGGAGUUUGGUGCCUCCACCCUACGGUUAGAUUAGCAACAAAGCUCUCUUUCAUCCAAAGAGGCUAUCUGUUAGCAAUUACGGAAGCAUACAAUACCACGCCACUGCAGCCACUUCAGGUUAUCCUUGGCUUGCCACCACUACAUCUGCAACUUCAGAUGAUGGCAAGAAGGACUAAACUGUACAGACUCCGUGGAAUCGUACAUGAUAUGCCACAUAUCAGUCCAUACGAGUAUGAACACAGAGCUACGGGCUGGACGUCGAAUCCUUCCAAACAUCUUCAAUCACAUCAAAUUUCGUUGGAAGACGGUGGGUCUCAGAAUGUAGUACUUGGUAUCUGUACAGAUGGAUCAAAAUCCUCAGCAGGAAUUGGGGCUGCAUUUUAUGUCAUGCAGGAGGCAGUGACUAUAGACCAGUGGUCAACCAGCUUAUUCAAAGAAAACACUGCCUUCCAAGCUGAAUUAUUAGCAAUCAAUAGAACAGCCAAAUACACAACCUCUCUUCCUACAUCAGAUCUAAUUACUAUUUACGUCGACAAUAAAAUCAUUAUCAAACAUAUUCUCGUUUCUUUAGAUUAA
This is a messenger RNA of Argiope bruennichi, 594 nucleotides long. RefSeq lists its product as uncharacterized. The transcript is spliced from 2 exons. The record is from RefSeq and is a predicted model, not a curated record. NCBI's taxonomy places the organism in Eukaryota, Metazoa, Arthropoda, Arachnida, Araneae, Araneidae. The coding region runs from base 1 to 594 and encodes 197 amino acids. Gene Ontology annotation, molecular function: nucleic acid binding.